CAUUUCCCGUUCACAUGAGCCGGAGGAAAACGGAGCUUUCUCUCUAACUGCGCUGGCUGCGGCCUUGCACUAAGUGAGAAAGAGACUUGGGGGAGGGGUGGCGUAGGCCCAAGCCCGGCUGAGGCCCGGAGCUGGCGGACGAACAGCAGCUACCGCAGACAGGAAUUGGCGGGGCUAUGGACCCCGCCGAGGCGGUUGUACAGGAGAAAGCCCUGAAAUUCAUGCCAAGAAUUCACAUGCCUAAAGAUGGAUUCCAACUUACAUCUUCUGGAUACCAAGCAUGGCUAAAGCAGUGUUCUAUGCCCCGGUCUCUGUGGCUGGGCUGCUCCAGCCUGGCGGACAGCAUGCCCUCACUGCGAUGCCUGUAUAACCCAGGGACUGGCGCACUCACAACUUUCCAGAAAAAUGUUUUUGACUGUCUCUUGGCAUUGCAUUAUGGAUUCUUAACCCCACUUUCUACUAUCCAAGAAGCUCCAGAAAAGCAACUUGUGAUGGUGAAAUUCAACUUGGAUCCCCUCCCCAAAACCCUCUUCUGUAUUGAAAGACCAAAUACUUCCUCUGAAAGAGAAGAUUGUAAUAAUGAUGAACCUCCCAGAAAGAUCAUUCCCGAGAAGAAUGCACUUAGGCAGGCCUAUAACAGCUGUACCAGACUUUGCUUAAACCAAGACACAGUCUGCUUAGGUACUACAAUGAAGACUGAAAACUGUGUGGCCAAAACAAAACUUGCCAAUGGUACUUCAAGCAUGAUUGUGCCAAAACAAAGGAAGUUGUCUGCAAGCUAUGAAAAAGAAAAGGAGCUCUGUAUCAAGUAUUUCGAGCAGUGGUCAGAGUCUGACCAGGUAGAGUUUGUGGAACAUCUCAUCUCCCAGAUGUGUCAUUACCAACAUGGGCACAUAAAUUCAUACCUGAAGCCUAUGUUGCAGAGGGAUUUCAUUACAGCAUUACCAGCUCGAGGCCUGGAUCACAUUGCUGAGAAUAUUCUGUCAUAUUUGGAUGCCAAAUCUUUGUGUUCCGUUGAGCUGGUGUGCAAGGAGUGGUACCGGGUGACAUCUGAUGGUAUGCUGUGGAAGAAACUGAUUGAGAGGAUGGUCCGUACUGACUCAUUGUGGAGGGGUUUGGCGGAGCGGAGAGGAUGGGGACAAUAUAUUUUUAAAAACAAACCACUUGAUGGGAUAAUACCACCCAACUCAUUCUACAGAGCACUUUAUCCCAAAAUUAUACAAGAUAUAGAGACGAUAGAAUCAAACUGGCGGUGUGGAAGGCACAGCUUACAAAGAAUCCACUGCAGGAGUGAAACUAGCAAAGGUGUUUAUUGUUUACAGUAUGAUGAUCAGAAGAUAGUGAGUGGUCUACGAGACAAUACUAUCAAGAUCUGGGACAAAAAUACCUUAGAAUGCAAGAGGAUUCUGACUGGACACACUGGGUCAGUCCUUUGUCUCCAGUAUGAUGAGCGAGUAAUCAUCACUGGAUCAUCAGAUUCCACUGUCAGAGUGUGGGAUGUAAAUACGGGUGAGAUGCUCAACACACUGAUCCAUCAUUGUGAAGCGGUACUGCACCUGCGCUUUAAUAAUGGCAUGAUGGUAACAUGUUCUAAAGAUCGUUCCAUUGCUGUUUGGGACAUGGCCUCCCCAACAGACAUUACUCUGCGAAGGGUUCUGGUUGGACACAGAGCAGCCGUCAACGUGGUAGACUUUGAUGACAAAUACAUUGUGUCAGCAUCAGGGGAUAGAACUAUAAAGGUAUGGAACACGAGUACCUGUGAGUUCGUGCGUACCUUAAAUGGCCACAAGCGAGGCAUUGCAUGCCUACAGUAUAGAGAUAGAUUAGUUGUCAGUGGUUCAUCUGAUAAUACAAUUAGAUUAUGGGACAUUGAGUGUGGGGCCUGUUUGCGGGUCUUGGAAGGCCAUGAAGAACUGGUGAGAUGCAUUCGUUUUGAUAGCAAGAGGAUAGUCAGUGGAGCCUAUGAUGGAAAAAUUAAAGUCUGGGAUCUGCUGGCUGCACUCGAUCCCCGUGCCCCUGCUGGAACCCUCUGCCUGCGCACUCUUGUGGAACAUUCUGGCAGAGUUUUUCGACUCCAGUUUGAUGAAUUUCAAAUUGUCAGCAGCUCACAUGAUGAUACUAUCCUUAUCUGGGACUUCCUGAAUGAUCCAGCUACACAAGCAGAAUCUAACCGCUCCCCAUCCAGAACAUAUACUUACAUAUCCAGAUAAAUGGCACUAUACUCUAGAUCACACUUGGACAGGAUGAAGCUGCGAUACUUAAAUGAUCUGCCAAUGCCAGGGCAAAAGAUUUACCCUCAAAACAGAUAUUACUGAAGAGACAGAGGCUCUCAGAUGCUUCUGGAACCAAGUUCUCAUGCAGUUGAUCUCAAACAAGUUCUUCUCAGCACAGCUGACUGCUUGAGUGCUGCUAUAUCAAAGAUUUCUUUUAUCUUUUCUGAAUGACUGAUGUGUACAUUUUCCCUCUUCACACUCUGUCCCCUCAACUCUUCUUGUCCUGCGUGCAGACUUCCUAUAAAUAUAUUUAACAUGUUGUCAGAAUUUCUUGCUUUGCUCUUAAGCAGAAAAAUCAUUACCAUAGUUCAUUCAAUUGGGAGAUCCCUUUUGAUGUGUAAGUAAGAGAGGAACAGCAGGCUGAUGCCUCUAACUUUUGAGACUUGUAUAAAUGGCCCCUGUCUUUCACUGUAAGAUGGCCUUGGACUUUAAAGAAUUGCCAGGUUAAUGCCAAAUGAAGGCCCAGGUGGCCAGAAACUAGCCAGGUGGUCAUAAUGGAAGUUUAAAACAAUUUCAGUUAAGACCUUUGCAUUUAUUUAUCUGUAUCAAAUGUUGGCCUGGGAGAUGCCAGUAAAUGAAAGUGUAAGUUUUAUUUUGUAAGUCUAAUAUUGCUUAAGUGGAGAGGUUUAUUGAUCAUCAAUUUCAUUGUUUUAGUGGACUCCAUAUUUAAAUAAGGAAGGUACAGUACAAAAAGUUACAGAAACUACAGGGUUCCCUAUAUACUUACAUCUUCCUACUUUUUUCCUGUAUCUACAUUAAAUGAAUGCUUGCAAAAAAAAAAAAAUCAUAUUCUUCCUACUAACGUGGUUGAAUUGUUUGUGAGUUGACCAACCUUUGUGUAUUCUUCCACCUAAUUGGAAAGAAACUAAUAAAAGAAUGGAUGUUAUGACUCCACAUCUGAA
Python bivittatus (Burmese python) is the source of this 3175-nucleotide messenger RNA. The record is from RefSeq and is a predicted model, not a curated record. Lineage: Eukaryota; Metazoa; Chordata; Lepidosauria; Squamata; Pythonidae.